AUGCACGUCUGCCCAUUCAAGGAAGCUGAUGCUUGCUGUACCGGUACGCAGCAGUGUAUUGAUGAUGAUGAUGAUGCUGAUGAUGCUGAUGAUGCUGAUGAUGCUGCUGCUGCUGCUGCUGAUGAUGAUGAAACUGAUAAUAAUAACAUUGCAUCCUCCUCCUUCUUCUUCUUCUUCUUGACUGCUUGCUUUUCAACCCUGCGACCCGGUCCCGUGACCAAGAACUCAGCUGCACAAGGAACACACACACACAGUGGACACUGGACACAAUCGCCCGUCCCCCCACCCCCGUCGCCCGCCACAAGCGAGAGCCAUGGCUCACUCUACCUUUUCAUUGGCAUCCAGGACCAAGGUCUGUCGUCAUCGCCCUCGUCGUCGCACAGCUCGGCGCCCCCCUUCCCAAUCCUAACCCCGCCAGCUCUCCAAUGGCUUGUCCAUGCCCACUAUCCAUCUCGGCGUCUAUCUGACAUCUGGCAAAGAGACCUAUCAGGCCGUGCAAUGGGCCCUAGAGGUUUGCUUUUCCGCCUUCCUGUACAUCCUCGCUGCCCCUACUCACACUUCCCUAGGCUGGCUAUCGAGGGUAGGUCGAGCCUGGCCCGCGCAUCAUCAUCGCUCAAGACAACUGACAAAAGGGGCGCAUGUCACAGAAUCGACUCAGCUCAAAUGUACCACAAUGAGAAAGAGUGUGGACAGGCUGUGUUGGAUUUCUUGUCCAGUGGAGCCAACACAGAUUCGCUCAAGCGCGAAGACAUCCACUUCACCUCCAAACUGGCCUCCAACUCGGCCUACGAGACGGCUCGCAAGUCGAUCAAGAAGUCGGUCGAGGAGUGCGGUCUUGGUUACAUGGAUCUAUUCCUGUUGCACUCGCCAUACGGUGGCAAACAAGCACGACUGGACAGCUGGAGAGCUGUAGAGGACGCAAUCCACGACGGCGAGGUCAAGAUGGGAGGCGUAUCCAAUUAUGGAGUCAAGCAUGCAAGUGUACCCCUGACCCCUCUGCCAUGCUGCUCUCUCCCCUGUCUCAGAUCUUUGGCGCCGUUGGCCAACCUCGAUGCCCUAAUGGAGCUAGCAUGGGAAGAUGAGAGCAUCAGUACGCAUGGCUUGUUGCUCAGCCUCAUCUGCCAUGUUGGUCGCAAGAGGGCGUUGCUGCUGCAAGAACUGCUCGACUCGAAACCUAGAGUGAUGCCCGUGGUCAACCAGAUCGAGGUCCAUCCUUUCAACACCCGAACAGACAUCACCUCCUUUUGCCAGCAGAAGAAUAUUGUCGUCGAGGCCUAUGCCCCUCUUGUCCGCGCCCUGCGCAUGAAGCAUCCCAAGAUUGUGGCUCUCUCCAAAAAGUACUCGUGUACCCCAGCACAGCUCUUGGUGCGAUGGAGUCUGCAGCACGGUCAUGUACCCUUACCCAAGAGCGUCAAGAAGGCGCGGAUCGUGGAAAAUGCCGAGGUGGGAGGAUUCGUCAUCGACGACGAGGAUAUGAAGGCAUUGGACGGGCUGGACGAGUAUCUGGUAACGGACUGGGACCCUACCGACUGCCCGUGA
This is a messenger RNA of Plenodomus lingam JN3, 1539 nucleotides long. The record is from RefSeq and is a predicted model, not a curated record. Lineage: Eukaryota; Fungi; Ascomycota; Dothideomycetes; Pleosporales; Leptosphaeriaceae.